AUGGAUAUGCAAGUGCCAAUGGGUCAACUACUUUUGCAGCAAAGUUAUUUCGAUAUUAGCGCGAUUCCAACUCAAUUGCCUCUAUCUCUACAACAACAGGGUUUCGUUCAAGAUCCACAAGUCCCUUCACUAGAACAAAAGCUCGCACUGAAUGAGCAAACAUUAGCUAAACCCAAAAGAAAUCAGGUGAAGAAUGCCUGUGUUCAUUGCCAGAAAGCAUGCAAAAAGUGCGACGAUGGUCGUCCAUGUCAGAGAUGCUUGAAAUACAAUUUAGCAGAUACCUGUAGAAACUCAAUUAGAAAGGAACGUCAAAAAGGCAUGAAAAGAGGACCUUACAAACGAAAGCCUGGAGAAUCCAACGCUCCUCAACGCAAGACCAAGAAAUCAUCCUUGGGCCAGACCGCCAUGAUUGCAUCAAACGUCAUUUCACAGGGCAUCAAUACACAGACUACAUGUUCUUCAAUGCUUGUGCCACCUUUUGUUACACCUGAUACAUCGCCUAAUAACAAUAAGGAAGUAUUUGAACAUGCAUUGGCCACAGCCACAACAUUGCCUAGCCAAAGUACUAAAAUACCAUACACAUUUAAUCAUCAUGACUUGUUGAUGAUGCCAUUUUCACUUGCUGACGAUACACCAACACUGCAGCAGGAUCAUUUUCCACUAGCAACAACAACAACAACAACAAUAACAUCACAUGAGUUUGAUCUGAAUAAACAACAGCACUUGAUGAAUGACGUGCCAGCCUAUAGUACAUUAACAGCGUCGCCAGCAGCAGCAGCAGCACUAGCAUCACAAUUUCGAUUUAUAUCACAAAAUGACGACUUUACGUUAUGA
Messenger RNA from Mucor velutinosus, 834 nucleotides. RefSeq names its product 40S ribosomal protein S28. The transcript is spliced from 2 exons. The record is from RefSeq and is a predicted model, not a curated record. Gene Ontology annotation, cellular component: nucleus. The coding region runs from base 1 to 834 and encodes 277 amino acids. Gene Ontology annotation, biological process: cellular response to starvation; regulation of DNA-templated transcription. Gene Ontology annotation, molecular function: RNA polymerase II transcription regulatory region sequence-specific DNA binding; zinc ion binding; DNA-binding transcription factor activity, RNA polymerase II-specific. Lineage: Eukaryota; Fungi; Mucoromycota; Mucoromycetes; Mucorales; Mucoraceae.